GCUACACGUGAUUUUUCCAUGUGGUUUCAAGCGCGAAGAAAACCAAGCGGGCAUGCGAUCGUACCCGGUGGUUACGUGUGGAGCUAGAAACUAAAAUAAUGCAAACGUUGAAUGUCACUGUUCGAUGAUGACUUUGAUGUGCAAACCGUAGCAAUGACACAACAUUCUUGACCAUGGGAACCGUAGAACGGCCGUCCUUCUUGAUUUCGUUGCUGGCAGGAGCUGCUGCAGGGACAACUGUCGACGUGAUCCUCUACCCUCUGGAUACUCUAAAAACUCGGCUUCAAAGUCAGCAGGGAUUUUGGAAAGCUGGCGGAUUCAGUAAAAUCUACUCGGGACUCGCAUCAGCUGCGUUGGGUUCUGCACCGUCCUCUGCCCUUUUCUUCUGCACUUAUGAGGGCAUGAAAAAGUUGCUGCACUCCAGGACACAUACCAUUCCUGACCCAGCCAUCCAUUGCAUUGCUGCAGCCUUUGGUGAAGUUGCUGCUUGCAUAGUCAGAGUGCCAGUGGACAUCGUCAAGCAACGUACACAAGCAAAUAGCAAACAGACAAGUUGGCAGACCUUCAGGACUGUUCUGUACACUGAGGGCGUAAGGGGCUUUUACCGAGGGUACUGUACAACUGUGGCAAGGGAGAUUCCAUUUGCUUUUAUACAGUAUCCACUGUGGGAAGUUUUUAAGCAUUCCUGGUCUCUGUACAGAGGAGAGUACUUGUUGCCGUGGCAGGCUGCUGUAUGUGGGGGAUUUGCAGGUGGUAUCGCCGCUGGUCUGACGACGCCUUUGGACGUUGCAAAGACAAGAAUCAUGUUGGCUGAUAAAUCUAGUCUCCUGGCUGAAGGGAACAUGUUUGAAGCUCUGAUGACAAUCUGGAGGGAACGAGGUAUUGCUGGGCUCUUCAGUGGUGUCAUGCCCCGUGUUAUGACCAUGGCACUGGGAGGAUUCAUAUUUCUCGGAGCAUACGAGGAAGCAAAGUACCUUCUCAACAUGCUGUGCCAUUCCUCGUCGCUCGGUGAUCAAGGUGCAAAUGCUUCCUCUGGGGAGGUGUGACACAGAAGUAAACUGUAGAUAGCUGCAGCUACAUUAGCUGCGUUUUAGGUCAUUUAUACAAAACUAGGCCGUUUCAUGAGCUGUACCAUCUCAUGUAUACAUGCAAAUAUAUAGUCAUGUGAACAAAUGAGCAAGGAUAGUAACUGGCUUUGCUUAUUUGUACUGCAGUUUUUUGUUCUUGUCUUGCAAGAGGUUGGCCCUAGGCUUGAAUGCUUAUCUCGAGCCACUUGGGAGUUUUAUGUAUCUGAAUGUUUAGGAUUAUAUUUCUGUGGCAGUAGUCACCUACUAUGACCCUGUAUAAUUCAUAUUUAUUGCAAGCUUACAGUUACAGGUUUUGUGUCAAUGGUUAUUGCUGCCUUGUACUUUUACGAACCGUUAUCGUACAGGUAGUUGAUGACUUGAACAUCAAUCCAAGCAGAAAUGCUACUUUCUUUCUUUGACGACACACGUUAUGUCCUCCUGCAUUGGUACCUGUAACAGCAGGAGCUUUCCGUAAGCGGCAAAUUGUUACGCAGCUGUGUCGAAAAUAAAGCAAGCACCAUACACAC
This is a messenger RNA of Ornithodoros turicata, 1594 nucleotides long. Its product is annotated as mitochondrial S-adenosylmethionine carrier protein-like. Gene Ontology annotation, molecular function: S-adenosyl-L-methionine transmembrane transporter activity. The record is from RefSeq and is a predicted model, not a curated record. The transcript is spliced from 9 exons. Gene Ontology annotation, cellular component: mitochondrial inner membrane. The coding region runs from base 174 to 1046 and encodes 290 amino acids. Lineage: Eukaryota; Metazoa; Arthropoda; Arachnida; Ixodida; Argasidae.